AUGCCACAGAUAAAGACCAACCAGAAGAGAAAAAAGGAUGAUCCCAAUACGAGAGAUAUUUUUGGUCGCAAUUCAUCUUACAUUUGGAGUUGCCUCCCGACUAUGAAGGGUGUAGAAUCUGUAGAUGUCUAUUCGCAUGAUUUAGAAAAUGGUUAUACCCCCUUGCAUGUGACGUUGAAGAAUGGGCAUUUGCGGAAGAGCUAUACUUUGUAUAAGCGCUGGAAAAACGAAACGGAGUUUUUGUCGCAUAAAUUUGGUGGGCACGUUUUAAAUCAGAUGGAUAGGGAGGGUCUCAAACCGUUAGAGCUUUAUAAUAUUGAAUUUCAAACUCACAUUCAGAGAUAUCCGAGAUUUGUUGGAUACGGAAAAGAAGGAUCACCUGAAAUCGCAUGGCAGAACGAUACUCCUAAAUCUUCACUCAAUGUGAAAAAUAGUUUUAUGAGUAUACCAGCAGAUAUAGAAUCAGAAGUGGCAUUACAAACGAGGGGAGGAUCUCACAUUUUAACUCUGGGGUCCAAUGUGAAUUAUCAAUUAGGCACAGGCACAAAAGAUGAUCGUCAAAAUAUGUUUCAGCUUGGAAUAAAUCAGUUGAGCAAUCAUGAGACAGAUAGCGAUAAAAUUAGCUUCAUCAAGAUUAUAAUGACCAGAUAUCAUUCGAUAGUCCUAACUUCAACGAAUAAAAUAUUUACUUGUGGUAAUGCGUCGAGAGGAAGAUUAGGCAACGGAAUAACUGACACGCCACAGUUGAACUUCACUGAAACUUUAGACCUGCAUGACUCAGGGGUGUCAGACGUAGUUUCUAGCAACCAUCACUCGCUUGUUCUAACGAACAAUUCGGAUAUUUAUAGCUGGGGCUGGAAUGGGUAUGGCCAAUUAGGCUACCCUACUAACAAUAAGAUUAAUGACGAAAAAUUACUUGAAAAGGUUUGUGGCUCUGUACCUAAGAGAAUACCUUUUUUUGAUGACAAAGAUGUAUUGACAAUUGCAUGUUCAAAGGUUCAUUCAUGUGCCGUUACGAAAACUGGGAGAGUGUAUUUAUGGGGCUUAAAUCUUGGUCAAAUGGGUGGGCCUAAACCCACUCACCUGAGCCCUGAUACCGAGUAUGAAGGUCAAAAUGGUUAUAUUAUAAGCUCUCCGGUAUGCAUAAAUCUUUCACAUUUAUCUAUUCAACAGAUUGUUUGCACAGAUUUUGCUACUUUCAUCAGGUCAAGCAAUAACACCUUACAUGUCUAUAGUAAUUACAUGUUCAGGACGUUCAAAAUACCUCUGCCGCGAGCUAAAACUUUCAAAGAAAUAGAUGCAUUUGCCCACUUUGCUCCAAGAGAAAUCCCGUCUGAAGUAGUAGAUAUGAAAUGUAGCAAUUCAUUUGGAAACAACAUCUGUUUUAAAUAUACUUGUGGAAGGGUAGGAAUGAUAACAAUGAAGGACGAGUCUUCAAAAAUUUGGACCAAGUUUCCAAACUCCUUACCAGUCACAAUUUGCUGGAUACCAAAUAUCCAAUCAAGAAAGUGUUUAGAUUUUGCUGUAAGCUGUAAGGGGUGUUUAUUGAUAACAACCUUGGGCGGCGAUGUUUUUACUGUUACGGCUAGCAACUUUACGGCAGAACAAAUUUACAGCAACAAGUUAGUAUCUGGAAGGCCCAUCGGCGUGUCUUGUGAUCCAUCAUUUGGAUCAUUUGCAAUAUUAAAAGAUGAAAGAUUUGAGGUGCCCAUAAUAUAUCCCAAGGAUAACUUGAUAUAUGAUUUAUCCCAAUAUUCGCCAUUGAGCGGCAUUUCGCCGACAGCUUCGGCUACUAUGAGAGGUUUCUCCUCCACACUUGAAUUUAAAUUGGCAAAUUAUCACUACAAUUUUGAGAUCAAUGAGAAAGUCGAUGAGCUUGCUGAAUCAAAACGAGAUAUUUUCAGCUUACUACCCUUUACUUCUCAGCAUCUGCCCAAGUUUAGCGGACGCAGAAAUAGCGAUUUGAAAUAUGAUGUAACGAUAGUAGAUCCGCUAGGAAAACCUAUUCUCGAGUGCCAUAAGUUAAUAUUACAAAACAGAUGCUCGAAAUUGAAGCAAUCCCUUAUUGGCCACGGUAGAUUUAUCACCAGAGAUGGUUGUCUUCAAAUUUCUCUUCUUUCAGGAAUUAAUGACGGUAACUGGAUUCUUCAAGCAUCAAGCCCCAAUAUCUCUCCCCUCGAUCUUUCCAAAACAUUAAAACAGAUAGUACACUUCUUAUACACUGACGAAAAACCGCAUAGUCUUCAUAUUCCCAAGUUGUUAUUUGAGUUGAUGGAUAGUUCGUAUCAUUUGACGCAACUCUCACAUUCUAUGCAAAGAUUACUUUACUCUUCCGUCAUUCAAGAGGGACUUGAAUAUUCAGGCGAUGUUAUUUUGGAGUUAAAGGAUGGUUUUGUUUGUGGCCAUUCUCUGCUUUUGUCGUCGAGGUGCUUAUUUUUUCAAAAAUGCCUGAAAGACCAGUGGCGUCACACAAACAAUGAAGGUUUAAAUGUGAUUAAGUUGGACAAUGUUGAAAGUGCUUCCACCUUCAACAUCAAUUGCAUACUGAAGUAUAUUUACGGUGUUCCUUAUAAUGAAAUUUUAGACAAAAUCAAAUUUGACCAAGAAACAGAGUACAUUCAAUUUUACCUCGAAAUGCUUGAGCUGUGUGAUCAGUUGGAUAUUGAAUGUUUCAAGAACUAUGUGGAGGGUGUUAUCGUGAAAUAUAUGAAUGGCGAAACGGCGGUACCAAUUUUAGUAAAUGCAGUGAAUUCCAACAGUCGACUGCUAGCAGUGAAUUGCUGCUGGUAUAUUUGUACUCAUGUUGGUUUACUCUUCAUAAAGGACAAUAUAGAUAUAAUCGAGCAAUAUUUUGAUGAUACAAUUUGGGAAUUACUCGAGGGUGUUUUGAAAGAACUGAAAUAUGGCGAAAACAAAGAUGCUGGUAUCUCCUGGUAUGAGGAUGCAUCCACGAACUGGUUAAAAUAUUUUCAAGCGAACCUUGAAAUGUUCAAUGAGCGCUUCAUGGAUCCUAGAUUCCUUUUCAUCCCAGUUUUUGACUUCAAAUCUGACACUACCGAAAAUUUGGGCCGGAGAAAUAAAAAAUCGAAUCGAAGAAGGUCCUCCAAUUAUUCUUUCAAUAAAAUUCAACAACAUUCAGUGAUAUGCGGCGAUUCAAACAGUGCCAGAAAAGCACCGAUCACCAGCAAUACUUCCAAUAAUGCCAUACCUAUACGAAAAAAUUCGUGGAAUUUUAGCGAGAUAGCCAGCGACAACGAGGCUGUAAUCGAUACCGAAGAGUUUAUUGAUGUCGUAAAAAAAUCGAAGAGGCGAAUGUCUUCUCAAGCUCCACAUGUAGUAGAAGCACAGGCGCCAGUGCCCAGCAGCAAAGUCGUUGUUCACAAAUCGAAAGAAACAGCAGAAGAGGAUUUACCAUCGUUGCUGCCCAGUACGAGCAAAUCAGUAUCUCCUUCUCCUGUGUUUGCCAACGGAAACAGCACUUCUAAUGCAAAGAUUACUGGAGCCUUUAAAAAGGAAUCUCAAAAGCAAAGAAGAAAACAGCUUACAGAUCAGGAAACAAAGCAGGAGCCUCGUUCCACAAAGAAGACAGUAUGGGGCGGUCCAUCAUCUCCCUCGGUUACGAAUUCUGUUGCUUCAAGUGGUAGAAAAUCAUUGCCGUCAUUGUAUGAUGAUGGUUCAACAGGGGAGCUGACGCAGACGAAGAAAGAAAAGAAGAAAAUGGCGUGGAGCAAUUCCACAAAUACUGAGUUUGUCAGCCAUGGGAACCUUUCCGGAAUCACACCUUACCUUUAUAAAGUUUCAAUGGCGCAAAGUGCAACCUCGACUUCAAAACCGGUGCGCAACGCUGCUCUACCUGAAGCCCCACCGAAACCAAAGCUCUCGCUUGAAGAAAGAGUAGCUGCACAAGAGUUUGAGAAAUGGUUUGCGGAGGAAAGCGCAAAGGUACAAACUCAGCUGAAGAACGACAAACGCAAGGCUCGUGACGAGAUGCAGCUGAUGUACAAUGCUGCAAAUAAUCUACCGGAUUCCAUUAUAGGAUCCAGUGAGUUUCAAACUAGCUCCAAGAAAGGUAGGAAAUUGAAUCUCAAGUUUCAAAAUAAAAACAAGGACAAAAGCCUUAUCAGAACACUACAAUAA
Messenger RNA from Zygotorulaspora mrakii, 4137 nucleotides. RefSeq lists its product as uncharacterized. NCBI's taxonomy places the organism in Eukaryota, Fungi, Ascomycota, Saccharomycetes, Saccharomycetales, Saccharomycetaceae. The record is from RefSeq and is a predicted model, not a curated record. Gene Ontology annotation, molecular function: protein binding. The transcript has a single exon. Bases 1 to 4137 code for a protein of 1378 amino acids.